This is a messenger RNA of Heterocephalus glaber (naked mole-rat), 7675 nucleotides long. It is a transcript of the gene Ice1, whose product is annotated as interactor of little elongation complex ELL subunit 1. NCBI's taxonomy places the organism in Eukaryota, Metazoa, Chordata, Mammalia, Rodentia, Bathyergidae. The record is from RefSeq and is a predicted model, not a curated record.
GCAGGCGGCGGCCCCGGGGGCACCAGCAGAGGCAGGGCAGGGCCGCGGCCGCGGGCCCCUGAGCUGUGCGUGUCCGGCGGGCCCGGCGAGACCAUGAUGCCGGGCGAGACUCGCUCGGCGGCGCCCGGGACGGCGGCGGACCUCGCGCGGUGCCAGGGCUGCACUUCGUUGCAGCAGAAUUUAAAUGAAUAUGUUGAAGCAUUAAUUACCUUGAAACAAAAAAUUAUCAAUACCGACAAUUUGUUGACAGAAUAUCAGAAGAAAUGUGAUGAGCUGCAGUUUGCAAGAAGAGAGAACAGUACUCUGCAUCACCAAGUGGAACAGAUGCUUCAAAAAAUUUCUCCUCUGCAGAAAUGUCAGGAAGAAUUGGGAUCUUUAAAAGCAGAGCUAGAAGAGAAAAAGAGUUCUCUGAAGUUAUAUCAGGAUACUCACCAGGAAUAUGCUCGUGUAAAGGAAGAAUGCCUGAAAAGUGAUGCACAAAAGAAGAAACUGGAAGCUAAAGUGAAGAAGCUGGAAGAGGCUGCUGUCAAGCAAACUCAGGACUUCAAGCAACUGAGAAAUGAAAAGAAAAUACUUGAAAAGGAAUUUAAGAAGACACAGGAAAGGCUUGAUGAGUUUUCCAAACAGAAAAGUGAAAAGGAAUUGAGACAUAUUGGAACACAAAUUUCAAGUGAUUCAUAUGGAAGCAUAGACAAAAGGAAAGUGAAGCUGCUGCUGAAGGAACUCUGGCUAUGUGUGAACUCAGCUCACAGACUGCCUGGCGAAGGCAGCAGAUGCGUCCCAGAAGAACCUGCCAAAGAAGACCCCAGACCCAGAGCAUCUGGGGAAGAUGACUCAUUCCCUUCAGCCCAAGGCAGUCCUCCCAGGGCCUCAGGUGUACAGACGUGCCUCACGAAGCUGUCGGUGGAGAUGCAGGCUGACUUUGCUGCCUGGAGGAGUGUCGACACAGAGCAGCUCGGUGGAGCAAAGCACUGCACCAGCAGAGUUGUUUGUGACGAGGACAGGAGUCCUGAGGGCUUACUGCAGAGUCCCAAUGACUGGGACAGGACUGACUUUGCCAGCCCCGGUCAUUUUUUAGACAGAGAUCUUCAGGCCGCAAUGGACUUCUUCAAACUCCCCCCUCCUCUUCUGUCUCCAGUGCCCUCCCCUCCUCGUACGUCUUCCCCAUACCUGGACUCCUCACCUUCUGUGCUCGACCCUGAAGCCUACUUUGGAAGGUAUACAGAUUCCAGCGACAAUGACUCUGCUCGGCCUCGAAAUUCUGCUGACUCUGUUUCUGAAGAUGAUGUACCUGAAUCGCAAGAUUAUUUUGGUUUAUCCAGAAAAAAUGAAGCAAGUGGUGCAUGGAAGGAAAAUCCCAGGUCGCAAGAAGCUGUCCAAGCUCUAAACAAGUUGGCAGCGAAUACAGUGGCAGCUGGUGGACUUGUGACGUUCACAGCAGCAUCAAGAGAGCCAUCAGCCACACCCCCUGUAGCUCAGGAGAAGCCCUGGACGGUGGCGUCUGGACUCCAGAUUGAUAGGCAAAGAGAUGUUUUAGGUGAGAUAGAAAGACCCAUGGGAAUCAGGGAGCGGGCUGAGUCCCUGCAAGCUGAGAGGACUCGCCAUACACCCGGCCCGGGUCGGUGGGGUGAGAGGUUUUCCAGCAGCCUGGCAGGAGAGAAGGGCUCAGCCACAGGGGAGUCUCCCCUCCACAGGAGGCCACUGAAUGAACACGUUGAGUCUGCAGGAGAAUCUUCUCCAUCCAGAGUGAUAGGGCCGCACACAUCGGAAUUUACCAAGUGGACACUGACCGAGGAAACUGCUUUGGAGGCAGACUGUGUAACUGGAUCCAGCGGUUCUCAGAGAGCAUCCGGAGAAAUGGCAAAGGACCCAGAAGGUAUGCAAGGAUCCACUUCGGGGGAAUCGCCUGAGCCAGCGGAAGUUGGCAGCGACACAGGUGAUGCAGUAGGUCCACCAGGGCUUGAUGUUACGGCUACUUUUUCUUCCUUUUCUACCUCGGUACCAGUGUCUGUUUGCAGUAAUCCUCAAUCUUCACAGAUAGAGUACAUUAGUGCCACAGAUACUCCAACUAAAGCCAUCCCUCCUGAACUGCACUGUUCAGAACAGAAAUUACAAACUAAAACUUUAAACACACUACUUCUACCAUCUGAGCCACCAGAACAUUCUGCACAAGAAAACCACCUGGAGAGCAGCUUGCGUGCCUCAAGUCCUGAAUUGGGGCCACCGAAUUUGAAUGAUCAGGAGAGCAGGGAGAUAGGGUGCACAGAGAUUAUAAAAGACUUGGCCAAGAUGUACUCCUUUCCCCAGUCAGUAUUCAGGAAAGUGACGAAAGAUGGACGUUGUGAAACUCAGGACCCAAGAACAGAACUCACGCUGUGGAAGUCGGAUGCGACGUCAUCACCAGAUUCUCGGGCUGGCUUGAUCAAGGGUGACUCUGGUUUCAUGCAAAGUGCCUCAUGGCACCAUAGUGAUUUAUUAAGGACAAGGGGAGAGAGUCCGAGAGCUACCUCAGAACAGGAACAACAGAGUAACUGUCAGUUUGAAACAGCGGCACCCGCUCUGCAGAACAGAGGGGCAGCAGCCGUGCCGCACCAUUCUGGAGAAAACAGUGGUCCUGUGGAAUUCAAGGCCGCUGCUUCAUUACUGCCUAAUCAAGUGUCAGUCAUCACAAAGCAGGCAAGACCCCAGAAGACUCAGAGAGCUCACUUGGAACACUCGAGACCAAACAGGAAUGAGGCGAACUUAGCAGCCAGAAAUUGUGAUGACAGAAGCCAGGAUACAGCAUAUGUAGCAGAGCGAAGUAGGGAAGGGAAGGAUACAAUCAGAAGCAUCAAAGAAGUGGCCACUCAGAAAAGCACUGCACCAGAAGCAUCUUCCUCUUGGAGAACAGGAGAUUUUGAUCCUCCAAGUGGUUCCUCACCAGCAGGUUUGGAUUAUUCUGUGGGUGGUAAGGUAUCUUUCUCUGAAGACACCGUCACCCGCAGCCAGGACGAUUCCAGGGACGCUGCCACUCAGGAGAAGGUGCAGACACCGAGGCAGUCAGCUCCCUCCUUGGGUCCGGACCCGUGCAGGGCAGAGGGCAGAGAGCUACUUCCUGCUGAGGCAGCUGUGUCGGGGGGCUGCCCUGUGGAAGAAACACCCUGCAGAGACCCUGGCACCCUGGGCACUGAUGCCCGGGCUAUUGCCAGCGAUUCCCCCAGCACAUCGCAGAAGAAUCAUGAGCCUUCCAGGGUGGCUCCUGGAACGCCUGGUGCUGCUUUCCCGGAAUACUUGGUCACCGCAGGCCCUGCCUUUUCAUCAGCAUUGUGCAGCAAAGCUGAGACAAGGGACAUCUCCCAGCGAGGCCUUCCGGGUGCCUCCUUCUGUUGUGCAGGGAUUCGGGAGGUAGGGGAGAAGGACAGCGAGGUGGAAGGGAGCGAGAGCGCAUUCAGCUGCAGCGAGAGUGAGCUGGAGGCUGAGGGGCUGGGCAGGGGUCCCCAGGAUGCAGUGGACAGCGCGCAGAAGGCUUUGGGUGACAUUGAGGCUGGGGGACCUGAGACAGGAGCUUCCCUAGAGGUGGGCGAUUUGACCUCAGCGCUGCAAGAGUUUAACCUCAGUCCUUCCCCUGACAUCGACAGGCUUUCCGCAUCCGGGGUCCUCAUGUUUCUGGAGAGUUGUCAGCUAAGGGACUGUAGUUCAGGGGACUCUGUUUCAGAAUGUUCUAGCAAGGGCGCCUUAAGUAAAGAAGUGGACAAAGAGUUAAAGCCAAGGGGGAUAUCAGGAGAGAAGUGUGGUGAGCAGCCCUGUGAAGAAGAGAUACUUGGGACCCCCGGAGAGUGGAUCGAAGCCGAAGACGAUGACUGUUCCUUAAAAGCUCCCAGUCCCCUUGCUCAGUGCUCCUUGGAAAUACAGGCUGAGGUUCUCAGUAGAAUUGGACAAGAGCUUGAAACAAAUCAUGAGGACUGUAAUGGUAAUGAUACUGGUAAUUUGUUGCUCUUAAAUCUAUAUAACAGCCUGACAGUGGAAGAUUUGAAAGAAAAAGUUCCAUUCCCUCAGGAAGUGACUCCCCAUCCCCCAGAACUGCCCCUGCCAACUGCUGCCCCAGAUGUGAGAGGCAGCUCCCCUGCGAGAGGUGGGGACCACACUGAGAGCAGACCUGAGGACAGUCCUGAGGCCCCCAGGCCUGCUGCCCACAGGCAGGGCCCGUCAGCGCCCGCAGAGCCCAACACCGUGUGUGCUGACCUUGCUGCAGAGGUCAGGACCAGGCACAGCCCUGCCUGUGAGGCCGAGGUGGGCUUUCAGUGUCAGGUUCCCACAGCAACCUCAGAAGCCGUGAACAUGCUGAUAACCGAGACUCAGAGUCUAGUCACCGACCAGGGGGAGAGCUGGGUGGGCGUCAGUGGCGUCGCCAUCUCUCCAGACACGGCCCAGGUUGCACUGUGUGGUACUCAUGGAGACGUCGCUGUUUCCCAGGGGCAGGGAGGGCUGCAGGCCGCUGUUGUGUCAGUGACAUCUGUGGAGAGGUCCCCAGACCCUGCACUGCAGGAGCCUCUGUGUGGCCGUGACCUUCCAGGUGCCCAGGAGGAUGUUUCCAGCAGCGGCCAGGGCACCAGCUUCGAUAAGAGCCGUUUGCGGAACAGACCUGUCAAACCUAGUAUCUGGAUUAGUUCUCAAAUAUACGAUCAGGCAUUUGAGACUCCAAAUGUCACUUCUGAUCACACAUAUUAUAACUCAAAACUGGAGAUAUCUGGCAAGAGUAAGACUCGAUCAAAGAUUUCCAACAGAGAUCAGCCCAACAAACCAGCGAAGACGUUAGCACCAAGCAGAGGGGAAGCUCAUCAGAGUGAAGUUCCCCAGCCGGGUUCAGGGGACAGAGGUAACACAAAAACUCCCCGAGGCCAGACACAGCCCAUUCUGGCAAAAGCCGACACGUCCACGCCUACAGACUGUCCUCUUGACACCCUGAGCAAGAUCCGGCAGGAGGUGGGGCCACCUCUGCCACCGCUGCUCGCGCCCCUGAUAGCCACACCGCCACGGACCUCGCAGCCCCUCUCUCCUCUGACGUCCAUCCCCAGCCCAUGCUCCCCAGCCUCUCCUGCUGACCCGAUUUCCCCCUCCUGUGAAAUCCCCGGGCCUCCUGUGUUGUCUCCAUGGUCCGAAGAGCCCAGGCUGGCCUCCCCUCCAGGGCCCUCUCCGUCUCCCUGUGCUGCGAUGCCUGGGGGCAGGACCAUGUCCUCUCCUUUGCAGUUCUGUGCAGCCACACCAAAGCAUGCGCUUCCUGUGCCGGGCAGGCUGCCGCCUUGCGCACCUGGCCACGCCACUCCUGUGGGCGGCCCUCAGGAGAACUCUGUGAAGAUCCUGGACACCAUGUACCCAGAGCUAUCUGCCAGGGCCCGGACCCUCAGCAUCCUCAAAGGGAAUCUCCAGCUGUCCCGAGGUCCGUCUGCGGACGGGAAGACUUUAGCAGGGCCUGUGAGUGCACUGAUAGGGCUCAAGGCCAUCACUUCCUCCUCCACUGCUUUCGUCAAAACUGGGGGCAGCUCUGGAGGUGACAGUAGCCAGGACAGGCCAAGAGAUUCGCGGACUCAGCACGAUUCAGGUGGGAAGAGGACCUUGUCAGCAUCAUCUCUGAGGAGUGCGAAGAGGUUGCGUUUGGACAGUGAGUCCCCAGAACCAGAAACCACGGGGGCUGCCGCCAGACGAGACCCCAAGAACCCCCCAGGAAACCCCCCUCAGGCAGGAGCUAACCCCGCGGAGCAGGAAGGCAGCUGUACCUCAGCCAUCGGCCCCGUGUCCCAGGUACCGCUAAAGCCAAAGGACGCGGUGGAGCCGCACGAUAAAGCCAUAGCUCGUGCACUGCAGAAGAUUGCUGAGGCGUCUUUUGAUCUGUUACCUGUCAUUCGUAGUCACGUGUACGUGGGAAACAUCUCCAAAAAGCCUGUGAUGAGGGACCAGGAGAAAGAAGUUGUGUAUGAAUUUAGCACGACAAAAAAGCAUUUAGCAGAGUGCUUGCUUCGCUCCAUUCUCUCAGAACUGAAGAUUCAGAGGGUGUCUGUGGACCACAAUUACAUGCAUGCCCUCUGCAGAGUGUAUGUGGGUAUUUGUCGGCAGCUUGGAGACCUGGCAAGAGCUCGCCUGUUUUGCUACAGCCUGCUGAAGGAAGAUUUUCCAGAGUCUGAGAAAUUGACUUUGUUUAUUGCAAACAUGUGGCACGAUGUAUUUGUCUCUCAGUCGGUGAUUAGUAAAGCGAUGCAGCUCGUUGCCAGGCAGCGUGCCAAAGGGGAGGUUCUGAGCUGUUUGAAAGCCUUUCUCAACUGGGAAAAGAAUGCUCCUGUAGAUGUUGGCAUCAUGGUUUCUAAGCUGCUUUUGACCAUACAGUUAUGUCCAAAGACAGAAUUCCAGCCCAGUGAGAAAUUUGGGGAAGACCUGAGUGAUAGCACUUGGGAAUACAUCUUCGCCAUCGAUCUGCUCUGCUCCCAUCAGAAGUGGGUUUGGACACAUGAUAACAUUAUAAGUAAGGAGCUGUGGCCUGUGAUGGAUAAGUGGAUAAAAUACAGGAAAGGACAUGCAAACGUUGCGUACACUCCCGACGUUAUCAUAGCGUCCAUCCUGAGACUGAUUGGUCGCCUGGGUCAGUUGGGUUUGAAGGAAGGAUUUCCAACUACUGUGAAGAAUAUCAGUUCAGUCAUUGGUGUGUUCGUACAGCAUGCUCAGGACGAAGACAUCCCGUGGGGUGUGCAGCUGGCGGCCGUGUACGCUUUGUGUGACUUGAGCCCCAGCAGCCCAGAGGAGACGCUGAAGACCCUGGAGGCCUGGCGGAGAGAGACCCCCAAGUGCAUCCCCUCCGCCAUCGCCAGCUGCCUGGAAGAAGUUGGCUCCCUGCGGGCCGAGGAACGUGGAUGAGUGUGAUGCUGCUGUAGCAAGACAAGUGCCUUGACACAUCUGGCGCCAGUGGGCUGGCCGCUUCCGGAACAGAGGGGCUGCCAAGGAGGGCGACUUGAGGUACCAGCGUGCGGGCGCUCUCCAAGUGAGCAGCCGCAUAAUCGUUAGUCUGAACAUUGCAUUUCACUCCGGCUGUUGUGAUCAUGUGACGUGUGGAUUAUUACCGUGUCUGGGUCGAACGAAAACUUGAACUUAGCCCUUUUUUGCUGCAGAAAGUGUCCUUUUAAUGGCUUUUAAAAACUGAGUGGCAUUUUAUAAUGAACUGAACAAUAUAGGAACAUGAUUUGUUUCCUGAGCUGUUUUUAGAUGCUCUGCUCAAGUGAGUGACUAGGGAAAAGCAGAUUGGCUGCAGAGGGAAAAGCAGAGUCCUCCACUGUGUUAGGUGGAAGUUGGCCACAAAAGCUUCUCCCAAGAUUGGUGCGUCCUUGGCCAGUGUGGAACACGAGUGCCACUGGCAGAGGCUCAUCAAAGGCAGUUUCUUCCUAUCGCUAAAGCUCCUUGGAAAUGCGUAGCUGUCAGGAACUCUCGCAGACUCCGUCCGCACCUGUCUCGGGGCAGCCUGGGGCGUGGCCGGCUCUGCUGUGUACAUACGACAGUGCUAUGAUGUGUCUCACAUUGGAUGAUGUUCCACUUUCGGAAUUUUAGUAUUUGUACAUAGAGAAUGGGUUUAAUAACUCACCGUGACUCUGAUUUGUCUUAUAUUCAUCAUUUCUUAAACUCUUGUAUGUGUUUUUUUAAUAAAAAAUAAAAGUAA